This is a messenger RNA of Rhinopithecus roxellana (golden snub-nosed monkey), 9746 nucleotides long. It is a transcript of the gene MGAM2, whose product is annotated as maltase-glucoamylase 2 (putative). Gene Ontology annotation, biological process: carbohydrate metabolic process. Gene Ontology annotation, molecular function: carbohydrate binding; alpha-1,4-glucosidase activity. The record is from RefSeq and is a predicted model, not a curated record. NCBI's taxonomy places the organism in Eukaryota, Metazoa, Chordata, Mammalia, Primates, Cercopithecidae. The transcript is spliced from 48 exons. Bases 51 to 8201 code for a protein of 2716 amino acids.
UUCCUAUGAAUCGCUGAGGGAGACACACAGCACAGAAAAAAGGUGAUGCGAUGGCAAGGAAGCUCAGUGUAUUGGAAGUCCUUCUGAUCAUCUUCUGCCUAACUGUGGUGGUCAUAGAUAUCCUCUUGCUGCUUCUUAUGUUGGAGGAACUUUCAGAUACUUCAUUUACUCCAGAGUGCCCAGAUAUUCCCCACUCGGAAAGGAUAAACUGCAUACCUGACCAGGAGGUGACCGAGGAUAUCUGCAGAUGGCAAUAUAAGUGCUGCUGGUCACCUGUGGAGGAUGCCAGUGUCCCUAGGUGCUUCUUCCCCCGUAACUGGGGCUAUGAAGCCAGCAAUGGCCAUACAAGUACAAGCACAGGAUUCACCGCCCAGUUGAAAAGGUUGCCAUCCCCAUCUCUGUUUGGAAAUGAUGUCGCCACCACCCUUUUCACAGCUGAAUAUCAGACAUCCAAUCGGUUUCAUUUUAAGAUCACUGACUUUAAUAACAUACGCUAUGAAGUUUCCCAUGAAAAUAUUAGGCUGGUUGAUGGGACUGCUGAUGCCUCCAAUUUGAGCUAUUACGUGGAAGUUACUGAUAAACCUUUCAGCAUCAAAAUAAUGAGGACAAGCAACAGAAGAGUCUUGUUGGACACGAGCAUCGGGCCCCUCCAGUUUGCCCAGCAGUACCUGCAACUGUCUUUCCGACUGCCCAGUGCCAAUGUGUAUGGGCUGGGAGAACAUGUGCACCAGCAGUACCGCCACAACAUGACCUGGAAGACCUGGCCCAUCUUCACCCGGGAUGCCACCCCCACCAAGGGCAUGAUUAAUCUGUAUGGAGCUCAUACAUUCUUCUUGUGCCUUGAAGACACCAGUGGCUCCUCUUUUGGAGUUUUUCUGAUGAACAGUAAUGCCAUGGAGGUUACCCUUCAGCCAGCUCCUGCAAUCACUUAUCGCACGAUUGGAGGCAUUCUUGACUUUUAUGUAUUCCUAGGAAACACUCCGGAACAAGUGGUUCAGCAAUACUUGGAGCUUGUUGGACGGCCAUUCUUGCCUCCCUAUUGGAGUCUUGGGUUCCAGCUUAGUCGCAGGGAUUAUGGUGGCAUCAAUGAAUUGAAAGAAGUUGUAAGCCGAAAUCGUUUAGCUGAGAUACCAUAUGACGUCCAAUACUCUGACAUAGACUACAUGGAUGGAAAGAAGGAUUUCACUGUUGAUGAAGUCGCUUACUCUGGUCUCCCAGAUUUUGUCAAGGAAUUACAUGAAAAUGGACAGAAAUAUGUUAUUAUUAUGAAUCCUGGCAUCUCCAAAAACUCUAACUACGAGCCCUAUAAUAAUGGAAGCCUAAAGAGAGUGUGGAUCUUGGGGAACAAUGGUUUUGCUGUUGGGGAGGGAUAUCCAGGACCGGCAGUCUUUCCCGAUUACACCAAUCCAGUAUGCACUGAGUGGUGGAUAGAUCAGGUUGCUAAAUUUCAUGAUCAUCUGGCGUUUGAUGGAGUGUGGAUUGAAAUGAAUGAAGUUUCUAGCUUACUCCAAGCUUCUAAUGACCAGUGUGAAUCCAACGACUUGAACUUUCCUCCUUUUCUUCCUAGAGUUCUGGAUCACUUACUUUUUGCAAGAACUCUCUGCAUGGACAUGGAGUUUUAUGGAGGCCUUCACUAUGACAUCCACAGCUUGUAUGGCCACUCCAUGGCAAGAACCACAAACUUAGCCCUGGAGACCGUCUUCAUGAAUAACAGGAGCUUCAUCUUAUCCCGUUCAACUUUUGCUGGAUCUGGCCAAUUUGCUGCUCAUUGGCUGGGGGACAAUGCGGCCACAUGGGAUGACCUCCGAUGGUCUAUUCCCACUAUUCUUGAGUUCAACCUGUUUGGCAUCCCCAUGGUAGGUGCCAACAUCUGUGGUUACACCAACAAUGUCACGGAGGAGCUCUGCAGAAGGUGGAUGCAACUUGGAGCAUUUUAUCCACUACCAAGGAAUCACAAUGGGCCUGGGUUCAGGGACCAGGAUCCUGCUGCCUUUGGUGCUGAUUCCCUGCUGCUGAGUUCCUCCAGACAUUAUCUGAACAUCCGCUACACCUUGCUGCCCUAUCUCUAUACCCUUUUCUACCGUGCUCACACCCGGGGAGAGACGGUAGCAAGGCCCCUUGUACAUGAGUUCUACCAGGACUCAGCCACAUGGGAUGUGCAUGAGCAGUUCUUAUGGGGACCUGGACUCCUCAUCACGCCGGUCUUAUAUGAAGGUGUGGACGAAGUGAAAGCAUACAUACCUGAUGCCACCUGGUAUGACUAUGAGACAGGAGUGGCUAUCCCAUGGAGGAAGCAGUUGGUGAAUAUGCUUCUCCCAGGUGAUAAGAUAGGACUUCAUCUGCGAGGGGGCUACGUAUUUCCCACUCAAAAGCCGAACACAACCACAGAAGCCAGCCGGAGGAAUUCCCUGGGACUCAUCAUUGCCUUGGACUAUAAGAGAGAAGCAAAGGGGGAGCUGUACUGGGAUGACGGUGUAUCUAAAGAUGCUGUAACUGAAAAGAAGUAUAUUCUAUAUGAUUUCUCUGUUACCUCUAACCAUCUACAAGCAAAGAUUAUAAAUAAUAAUUAUACGGACACUGACAACCUCAUGUUUACAGAAAUCACAAUCUUGGGAAUGGACAAACAGCCAGCUAAUUUUACUAUCUUACUGAAUAAUGUCGCCACCUCCAGUCCAAGCGUUGUCUACAAUGCUUCCACAAAGGUUGUAACCAUCACUGAUCUCCAAGGACUGGUACUGGGACAAGAAUUCUCUAUUAGGUGGAAUCUUCCUGUCAGUGACCCGGAGAAGUUCAACUGCUACCCUGACGAUCCAACAGCCUCUGAGGAGAGUUGUCGGCAGCGGGGGUGUCUUUGGGAGGAUACAUCUACUCCUGGAGUGCCCACCUGUUACUAUGACACCAUCCCUAAUUAUGCUGCUAGUGACAUUCAGUACCUGAGCACUAGCAUUACUGCAAACCUUUCCCUCCUGAUGGCCUCUGAGUCAGCUGCUGCUGCUGCUGCCUCUGAUUCUGUCUCUGCACAGAUCAGCCUCCUCCGCCUCAAUGUGAUCUAUCACACAGCAACCAUGCUGCAGGUCAAGAUCUAUGACCCCACUAAUAAAAGGUACGAGGUUCCAGUACCACUGAACACUCCUCCUCAACCAGUUGGUGACCCUGAAAACUGUCUGUAUGAUGUCAGGAUUCAGAACAAUCCUUUUGGAAUCCAGAUCCAACGCAAAAACUCCAGCACUGUGAUUUGGGAUUCUCAACUCCCUGGCUUCACCUUCAAUGACAUGUUUCUCUCCAUUUCUACGCGUCUGCCCUCUCAGUACAUCUAUGGUUUUGGGGAAACUGAGCACACGACUUUCAGACGAAACAUGAACUGGAACACAUGGGGAAUGUUUGCUCGCGAUGAGCCACCUGCGUACAAGAAGAAUUCCUAUGGUGUCCACCCUUACUACAUGGCACUGGAGGAGGAUGGUAGUGCCCAUGGAGUGCUCCUGCUAAAUAGCAAUGCCAUGGAUGUGACGUUACAGCCCACUCCUGCCCUGACAUACCGCACCACUGGAGGGAUUUUGGACUUCUACAUUGUUUUGGGGCCAACCCCUGAACUUGUAACUCAGCAAUACACCGAGUUGAUCGGUCGGCCAGCAAUGAUUCCAUACUGGGCCUUGGGAUUCCAGCUAAGUCGCUAUGGAUACCAGAAUGAUGCUGAAAUCUCCAGUUUGUAUGAUGCAAUGGUGGCAGCCCAGAUUCCCUAUGAUGUCCAGCAUGUAGACAUCGAUUACAUGAACCGGAAGCUGGAUUUCACCCUCAGUGCCAACUUUCAAAACCUCAGUCUUCUGAUUGAGCAAAUGAAGAAAAAUGGCAUGAGAUUUAUUCUCACUUUGGACCCAGCCAUUUCUGGCAAUGAGACACAGUAUCUCCCAUUCAUUAGAGGACAGGAAAAUAACGUGUUCAUCAAAUGGCCUGACACCAGUGACAUUGUCUGGGGAAAGGGUUGGCCAGAUCUGCCUGAUGUAACUGUAGAUGGAUCCCUUGACCAUGCAACUCAGGUUAAGCUUUACAAGGCCUACGUUGCCUUUCCUGACUUCUUUCGUAAUAGCACAGCUGCAUGGUGGAAGAAAGAGAUAGAAGAGCUCUAUGCAAAUCCUCGAGAGCCAGAGAAGAGCCUGAAGUUUGAUGGAUUGUGGAUUGAUAUGAAUGAGCCAUCAAACUUUGUGAAUGGAUCUGUCAGGGGCUGCAGCGAUGAAAUGCUAAAUAACCCACCCUAUAUGCCAUAUUUGGAAUCUAGGGACAGGGGCCUGAACAGCAAGACCCUGUGCAUGGAGAGUCAGCAGAUCCUGCCAGACGGCUCCCCCGUGAAGCAUUACAACGUGCACAGCCUGUACGGGUGGUCCCAGACCAGACCCACAUACGAAGCUGUGCAGGAGGUGACAGGACAGCGAGGGAUCGUCAUCACCCGCUCCACAUUUCCCUCUUCUGGACACUGGGGAGGACACUGGCUGGGAGACAAUACAGCUGCGUGGGACCAGCUGGGGAAAUCUAUCAUUGGCAUGAUGGAGUUCAGUCUCUUUGGAAUACCUUAUACAGGAGCAGAUAUCUGUGGGUUCUUUGGAGAUGCUGAAUAUGAGAUGUGUGUUCGCUGGAUGCAACUGGGGGCAUUUUAUCCAUUUUCCAGAAACCACAACAACAUUGGGACAAGGAGACAAGAUCCUGUGGCCUGGAAUUCAACCUUUGAGAUGUUGUCCAGAAAAGUCCUAAAGACCAGAUACACCCUGCUUCCUUAUCUCUAUACUCUGAUGCAUAAAGCUCAUGUUGAGGGCAGCACUGUUGUUCGACCCCUUCUCCAUGAGUUUACGGAUGACAGGACAACGUGGGAUAUAGACCGUCAGUUCAUGUUGGGUCCUGCUAUCUUAAUCAGCCCUGUGUUGGAAACUAGCACAUUUGAGAUCUCUGCUUAUUUUCCGAGAGCCCGUUGGUAUGACUAUAGCACGGGAACUAGCAGCAAAUCGACAGGUCAGAGGAAAAUCCUGAAGGCUCCCCUUGACCACAUCAACCUUCAUGUCAGAGGAGGCUACAUCCUGCCCUGGCAAGAGCCUGCAAUGAACACUCACUCCAGUCGACAGAAUUUUAUGGGAUUGACUGUUGCUUUGGAUGACAAUGGGAAAGCUGAAGGCCAGGUGUUCUGGGAUGAUGGACAAAGCAUUGAUACCUAUGAAAAUGGAAAUUAUUUUUUGGCAAACUUUAUAGCAGCUCAGAACAUCCUGCAAAUCCAGACCAUACACAAUAAGUAUUUGAGUGACUCGAAUCCACUGAAAGUUGGAUAUAUUAGAAUCUGGGGUGUGAACUCUACUUAUGUGACACAAGUCAAUUUCACCUAUGACAACUGGCAAUUUAUGGAGACAAAUUUCAUGAGUGACCCUUAUAAUCAGACACUAACUAUUCAAUUGACUGACAAGAGUAUCAACCUGGAAAAGUUAACUGAGGUUACUUGGAUUGAUGGUGAUCCUGUACUUCCCACUCCAACUAAGACAAGCACCAUCCCAAUGAGUUCUCCUCCUUCUCCAUCUACUACCAAUGCCACCAGUUCUGAGACAAUCACCAGUUCUGCCAGUGCAAAUACUACCACUGGCACUACUGCUACUAUUCCCAUCACAACCACAUCUUUCCCAACAAGUACUAUUGGUGUUACAACUAAUGCUACUGUUCCUAAUACAACUGCCCCUUUCCCAACAAAUGCUACUGCUAGCACUAAUGCUACUGUUCCUAUCCCAACCACACCUUUGGCAACAAAUACUAUUGGUGUUACAACUAAUGCUACUGUUCCCGAUACAACUGUCCCUUUCCCAACAAAUAUUGCUACUGCUAGCACUAAUGCCACUGUUCCUAUCACAACCACACCUUUUGCAACAAGUACUACUAGUGUUACAACUAGUACUACUGUUCCUGAUACAACUGCUCCUUUCCCUACAAGUACUACUACUGCUAGCACUAAUGCUACUGUUCCUAUCACAACCACACCUUUUCCAACAAGUACUAUUGGUGUUACAACUAAUGCUACUGUUCCCGAUACUACUGCCCCUUUCCUGACAAAUAUUACUACUGCUAGCACCAAUGCUACUGUUCCUAUCACAACCACACCUUUUGCAACAAGUACUACUGGUGUUACAACUAGUACUACUGUUCCUGAUACAUCUGCUCCUUUCCCUACAAGUACUACUACUGCUAGCACUAAUGCUACUGUUCCUAUCACAACCACACCUUUUGCAACAAGUACUACUAGUGUUACAACUAGUACUACUGUUCCUGAUACAACUGCUCCUUUCCCUACAAGUACUACUACUGCUAGCACUAAUGCUACUGUUCCUAUCACAACCACACCUUUUCCAACAAGUACUAUUGGUGUUACAACUAAUGCUACUGUUCCCGAUACUACUGCCCCUUUCCCGACAAAUAUUACUACUGCUAGCACCAAUGCUACUGUUCCUAUCACAACCACACCUUUUGCAACAAGUACUACUAGUGUUACAACUAGUACUACUGUUCCUGAUACAUCUGCUCCUUUCCCUACAAGUACUACUACUGCUAGCACUAAUGCUGCUGUUCCUAUCACAACCACACCUUUUGCAACAAGUACUAUUGGUGUUACAACUAAUGCUACUGUUCCCGAUACAACUGUCCCUUUCCCGACAAAUAUUACUACUGCAAGCACUAAUGCUACUGUUCCUAUCACAACCACACCUUUUGCAACAAGUACUAUUGGUGUUACAACUAGUACUACUGUUCCUGAUACAACUGCUCCUUUCCUUACAAGUACUACUGGUGCUAGCACUAGGGCUAGUGUUCCUUUUACAACCACACCUUUCCCUACAAAUACUGCUGAUGCUAACACUAAUAAUACUGUUCCUAAUACCACUAUGCCUUCUCCUACAGGUAGUACUACUGUGAGUACUAUUGCUACCAUUCCCAUUUCAGUGACUCCUUCUCUGACAAGUACUGCUGAUGCCACCAUUAGUACUACUGUACUUAUUGCCACUACUCCUUCUCUAACAAUUACUACUGAUGUUAGCACUAGUACUACUAUUAAUGAUAUAAGUACUCCUUUUCAAACAAAUACUACUAAUGCUAGCACUAGUACUAAUGUUGCUAAUAUAACUGCUACCUCUCAUACAAGGACUGAUGAUACUGUUCCUAAUAAUACUGUUCCAAUUACAGCUAUUCCUUCUCUUGCAAAUACUGGUGUUGACACUACUAGCAACAGUUUUUCUAUUAUGACCACUUCUUUCUCUGAAAGUAGUAAUGCUAUAGAUACUGCUGUUAUUAUGGUAACCACUUCUCCUACAAGUGCUGAUGUUGCUAGCACAAAUAAUGAUGCUUCUGUGACAAAUUCUCUUUUAGCUAAAAUGUCUGCUGGUAAUACAACUAGUAAUAGUAUUUCCAUAACAACUACUUCUUUUGGUAAUAGUGUUCCUAUUGUGACUACUCCUUCUCCAAGUCCUGAUGCUACUACUACAAGUAGUAAUACUAUUCCUGGCAUGACUACUUAUUACCAAACUUCUCCUACCACUCCUACCCAUACUCUUACUUCUAUUCCUAGCUCUAUUACUCCUAUUUUGAGCAUGUUUCCAACAAGUCAUACAUUCACUACUGAUAAAAUUACUAAUUUUACUACCCCUACAAAUGCAAACACCAUAAUUUUCAACACUCUUGAUACAAAAAGUACCAUGAUAAUAGAUGCUAUGGUCACUAUUACCAGCACCAGAGAUAAUACCAUAAGUCCGGAUACAACAGUUACUUCCACAGACAAAUUCACCACACACAUCACACAGUUCACUACUCCCCAUUCUACUACUACUACAACACUGGCCUUAAGCCACACAUCAUUAGCUCCUACAAAUCUUUCUAAUAUAGGCACCAUGGAUAUUACUGAUGCAGAUAACUCCAGCAGUGUUUCAGGUAACACUACACACAUUUCUGUUUCAAAUAUCACAACAGCUUCAGACACAAUAACAGCUACUGGUCUAGAUUCACAAACUCCCCACAUGGUAACAAAUUCUGUGGCUAGUUAUUUACCUAUUACUGCAACUAGUGCUACCAAAGAUACUACAAGUAUUACAAAAUAUACUUUAAAUACUGCCACUCCUGAUAGUACAGUACAUACCUCUGCUACUUCACCUACUUAUAUUACCAAUGCCAUAAAUGCUACUCAAGUUCCAUGAUUACUACUCAAGGCGGGGUAGUUACCUUAUAUAACUCCUUCAAACAACUAUUACAGAUAUAGCAAAUCAGUUAUGAGAUACUCUAUCUUAUGCUACUUAAGUUUUCACAAAUAUUAGUACUUUAGCCAUAAAAGACACAGCUACUCCAAACACACUCGUCAUUGCAGACAUGUUUAGGAAGGCUUACAAACCUUAUAGAUUUCACCAAAGCAGCUGUGGGUACUUAUUUUGCAGCCAUAAUAUGUACUCUUAUUCUUUUAAAUUAUAGUUAUUAUUCCUAUAACCUCAUCAGUUAAACUACAGAUGUUUUAUAUAUCCUAUAUAUCCUUACUACAGAUUUCACAGGUAACUUUGGUAUCUCAGAUAACACCACAUUAGGCUCUGUAAAUACUAUUGCCUUAGAUGUAGUUAUUGAAGUAGCCCAACUUGUUUCUUGGGUCACAUGGCAUAAUACCGUAACUGAGAGCACUGGUGAUACUCCUGGCACUCAAAUGGUUUCUAUACCAACAGUUAUUGAUAUUACGGUAGAGUAUGUAAUUAGUAAUGCUAAAAAAUGCACUUUAUUUUCCUAUGGACUAUUCCAAAUGCCAUAUCUACCAAUAGAGUCUUUUGCAUUACACAUACUAAUAGUAUUAUUGCUUCUGAAGAGAUCCUAGCUGUAGCUACAGAUAUGGAAAAUGCUACCUUUGAAGAUCUUGUGUAACCUUACUUCAGGCACUGAAAUAAUUUAAAUUAUAAAUAUUACAUGUGGGUUUGACUAUCAUAGAAAAUAAAAUUAUUAUAGAUCCUAAAACAUAAAUUCCUGAACUUUGUGACCAUUAUUUCAUAAGUACUACUAAUACUCUUACUACAGAUUUUAUAAGUACUUCCACUUGUAGACAGUAGAGUAUUCUCAGAAACUUAGAAUUAAUCUAAAUUAUGAGAUAGUCUUAAAGCCUCACUGUUACCACCAAUGACUGGCUCUGACUCUAGUAUAAAUCAGAAAUUACCAGACAGAGGUGAGAAUGUAAAUAUACAGCAUAAGGAAGACAGCCUCCACAUUGGAAUCAGAGUUCAUAAUCUUAUUUGCAUUUUCUUCUAUUAAAACAAGCUUUUCCCUUAUAAUUUCACUGUUCAGACUCUCCUUCAUUGUGUUAGGGUUUUUGGUCUAUUCCUGGUUUUUCAUAUCCAAAUUCAUCGUUCAUCCUUGAUCCAUUCUUUUCUUAGAUCACUCAGACCCCCAUGAGUAGACCCAUGGUCUACCAAAUCUGGUCAGUUGGAUAUAUUGUAGGUUUAACCCUAGGACAGUAUUCUCAAAGUUUAGUUCAGGGAUCCAUGGGGUUCCCCAAGACUUUCUGGGGCACACAGGUUCUUCAAAUCUACUUUCAUAAUGAUACUAAGUUAUUUGUUUUUUCAGUUUCAUUGUCUCAUUAGUGGAUAGUGGCACUGUCCAGAUACUCUAUGCCAUAUUGUGUCAUAAUAGAUGAAUAUAGAAACAGAAAAAAGAAUCUAGCUGUCCUCUGUUAAGCUAGACAUUAAACAGAUUUACAAAAUGUAAAAUAAUGC